Molecule: messenger RNA, 2741 nt
Organism: Bufo bufo (common toad)
Lineage: Eukaryota; Metazoa; Chordata; Amphibia; Anura; Bufonidae
Gene: RAB26
Product: RAB26, member RAS oncogene family
Exons: 9
Coding region: 1313-2062 (249 amino acids)
Cellular component (GO): endosome; Golgi apparatus
Molecular function (GO): GTP binding; GTPase activity
Source: RefSeq, a predicted model, not a curated record
UCCAAAGGCUGAUACCGGUGCCUGAGAGGUGAGAGGAAGCGGCGGUCUGAGGGAGAAGCCGCUUCACAAACCAUCCCGGGACCGGGGGCCAGAACCGAGCAACGGGAGGAGAAGACGCUGCCCACAGGGGCCACAGGACUGCUCACUGCGGGCGCAGAGCCGGACACAGGGCUUUACUAUCAGUAUACAUGAUAUCGGGGUGCAGGACUGGUUAGUGGGUGAUAUUAUCGGGGUGCAGGACUGGUUAGUGGGUGAUAUUAUCGGGGUGCAGGACUGGUUAGUGGGUGAUAUUAUCGGGGUGCAGGACUUGUUAGUGGGUGAUAUUAUCGGGGUGCAGGACUGGUUAGUGGGUGAUAUUAUCGGGGUGCAGGACUGGUUAGUGGGUGAUAUUAUCGGGGUGCAGGACUGGUUAGUGGGUGAUAUUAUCGGGGUGCAGGACUUGUUAGUGGGUGAUAUUAUCGGGGUGCAGGACUGGUUAGUGGGUGAUAUUAUUGGGGUGACCCAGAGACUCAGUCAGUGUUUAGGUGUUCUCCUGGGUUUUGGGGUAUAGACAGUUUUGGGGUGCUGGGGUGAGGAGUGGGCAUAUAGCAUUGGGCUGCAGGAUUGGUCCAAUUAAUAUUAGGGUGCAGCAAUAUAGAGGGAGGUGGUUGUGAGUUGGGGCAGUUCUGGGGUGCGGAGUUGCAGAGGAUGAUACAAUAUCAGGGGGCGUCUCUGUGAGCACCCUGUUGCAUUCGGGUGCACUGUUAGAUUUGGGGGUAGUUGGUGUAUUAGGGUGCAGGCUAUAUAAGACUUGGGGUGCCAAACACAUUGCAUUAUUUAGAGUGCAGGACUGCGUGUGUUUGCAGGGGGUCAUGUAGGUUGGGGUGACUUCCCAGGAUGUGCAGAGAGUGCUAGGAGAUAUAGAGACAGCAGAGGAAAACAGACUGCAAAGAUCUAAGAGACAGCCCAGAGCACCAGAAUAGACAUCAGCUGUCAGAGGACAGAGAGAGCGCAGGGAGGGACAGGAGGUGAGCGGCGGAGCGCAGAGGAGUAGACAGGACAGCUGGAGGCAGGAGGACUGUAAAACCAAGGACUCUUCAAGAAGAAGCCAGGACUCACACAGACCGAAGGGUUAAUCAGUGGCUGAGUUGCGACUCCCGUGAUAUAACAAAUUUAUUGCAAGCGUGGCAAUUAGACAGUCCAGAAAGUGUGUGAGACUUCAAUUCAGAUGUCAGGGGUUGUAGUCCAGUAAUCCUUGACAGCUUCCGAGACACUCAAAGGGCUCAGCGGUCCAAACCCCUCCAGCGCGACACUGACUCCCACCGGUCACAUCAUGUCCAGGAAGAAGAGUCAGAAGAGUAAAGGGAGCAGCUCUCCGGCGUCCUCCAGCAUCCCACCCAGCAAGGAGAACGGCAAGGUGGGCACCGAGAGCCAGAGCAAUGGCAUGGUCAUGUCCGGGCGCCCCUCCCUCAGCAACAGCGGAGAGUUCUACGACAUUGCCUUUAAGGUGAUGCUGGUGGGAGACUCCGGAGUGGGAAAGACGUGCCUGCUGGUCAGAUUUAAGGAUGGAGCCUUCCUGGCUGGCAGCUUCAUCUCCACCGUUGGCAUUGACUUUCGGAACAAAGUGUUGAAUGUGGAUGGUGUUAAAGUCAAGCUGCAGAUCUGGGACACUGCCGGGCAGGAGAGAUUUCGAAGUGUUACCCAUGCUUAUUACAGAGAUGCCCACGCUCUGCUCCUGCUGUAUGAUAUCACCAGUAAGACGUCAUUCGACAAUAUCCAGGCAUGGCUGACGGAAAUACACGAAUAUGCGCAAAAAGACGUGGUCAUCAUGCUUCUCGGAAACAAGGUGGACUCGACUCAUGAACGCGUGGUCAAGAUCGAAGAUGGCGAGCGGCUGGCAAAGGAAUAUGGGGUGCCAUUUAUGGAGACCAGCUCCAAGAACGGACUGAACGUGGAGUUAGCAUUUACAGCUAUUGCAAAGGAACUAAAGCACAGGUCGAUGAAGCUUCCCAACGAGCCGAGAUUUAAACUCCACGACUACGUCAAGAAGGAAGUAAAGGGUUCGGGUUGCUGUAAAUCCUGAUUUCUCCACCAAUUGGGAGGGGUCACCAUCCUCCUACUGGUUGUCUGUACAAAGACUGAGAACAUUCAGCGUCUCCAUCGGGGGUGCUCAGGAGCUCCCGCAGCGCUGCCCCCCAUCACUGUGGAGCAGCAUUCUCUGUCUGUGCAUGUCUGUGUUUUAUCUGUGAGGGUGGCGAAACCAAUGUGUUAUAUAAAAAAAAAAAAGACACCUAAAUCUGAAGAUCUGCACCCUCCUGUAGGGGAGCCCCACCUUUAGGCAUGCAUCGGUGUAUUUAUGACAUGUAUGUGAGGCGCUCCCGAUGAAUGUAACCCAUGGGGGCCGCUUCUCACUGUGCACUGACUUGCUAUUCAGGGAUCAGUUGCUCACAAUUCUCUUGGAGACAUCAGCUCUAAGCACAUCUCUGUUCACUGUAGGUUUAGCUGUCCUUUUGAUCUGUAAAUUUGCAGCUUUUAUGUUUGGGGGGGGGGGGGGGGGGGGGCAGAGCUUGAAGCAUUUUAUAUUUUCAGAGGCCCCCCCACCAUGCUUCAGUGAUGUACCUGCGGCCCAUAGGCACAGCAGCCAUGUCUAGUCAGCACCUGCAUGAGUAUCAUUACCAAUUUGGCAAAGGGCUGGGGUACAUCAGUUAUUUAGCAUCAAACCCUCACUGCGGUCAGUGACUUGCAAUGGCUGCCAGGGCACC